CUAAAAUCGAGUGAGACGAAACGAAACGAUAAGGGUGUCCUUCACUCACAACACUUCUUCUUCAUCCUCACAAAGCCCUAAUUUCUCUGGGUUUGAUUUUAGCAAUGGCGAUUGCAACGUCGAUGAGUUUGAAUCUAAUUGGAGCAUUCAAAGGCUUGUCUCUCUCUUCUACCUCGUCGUUCCUCAGAGGCGACUUGAAUUUCUCCCCAAAAACCUCCUUCACGGUGACUCUCCCGUUGGAAAACCUCCAAGCUCCGAUUCCAUUGACAAUUGAAUCCGCGCACAAGAAAGGAGCCGGUAGUACUAAGAACGGUCGUGAUUCUCCCGGUCAGAGACUCGGUGUCAAGAUCUACGGUGACCAAGUCGCUAAACCUGGCGCCAUCAUCGUUCGUCAACGUGGCACUAAGUUCCAUGCUGGAAAAAACGUUGGGAUUGGUAAAGAUCACACCAUCUUCUCUUUAAUCGAUGGAUUAGUAAAGUUCGAGAAGUUUGGUCCCGACAGGAAGAAGAUUAGUGUGUACCCGAGAGAGAUUGUGCCAGAGAAUCCCAACAGUUACAGAGCAAGAAAGAGAGACGCUUUUAGAUUGCAAAGGGAGAAGAAGAAGGCGAGGCGCGAGAAUUACACUUACACACUUCCUACACCUCAGCUUGUUCUUGCUUCCGCAACGAUCGAUGAUGCAGAAACCAAUCCCGAUUGCUAGAAAACCAAAAUGUGAAUCUUUCUUUAUCUGUUUAUGUUUAAAUCUUGUUCUUGAUCAUUUUCCAUUUUGCGCCUUUACAAGAAGCUUUGUUUCAGAGUUUCAAGAGUUUGUAAUGUGUCCAAUCCAAACCUUACUUUUGUCGAACUGAGUACAAAGCCUGCGGAUUUUACCCAACCCGAGAGCCAUUAGUGUAAUCGAAUGGUUUACUGUUUAUUAGACAAACCAAACCGAGAUUAGGUUCUCUUCC
This is a messenger RNA of Thlaspi arvense, 948 nucleotides long. The record is from the annotation of a GenBank genome assembly. Lineage: Eukaryota; Viridiplantae; Streptophyta; Magnoliopsida; Brassicales; Brassicaceae.